Molecule: messenger RNA, 2139 nt
Organism: Lytechinus pictus (painted urchin)
Lineage: Eukaryota; Metazoa; Echinodermata; Echinoidea; Temnopleuroida; Toxopneustidae
Product: sulfotransferase 1C2-like
Exons: 8
Coding region: 411-1355 (314 amino acids)
Biological process (GO): sulfation
Cellular component (GO): cytoplasm
Molecular function (GO): sulfotransferase activity
Source: RefSeq, a predicted model, not a curated record
AGUGCGAUUGUGGCUGCCAUCGUGUGAUAGCGUAGAGAGAAGAUACGUAAAACUGAAUGCCGCGGUCACAUUGGCCAACCGAACUCCAAAUCGAUCAAAUCUAUUACGUUAAAUCCAAUGACAUCCCAUCGAUUGGUUUGCUGGCGUCUUCGUUUGUGUGGCUGUUGUAUUAAAGUACAACAUGUCUGACUCCGAUAUAAAGUAAACAAAAAGUUCAUUGGUACAAUGUGUACCGUCGCUCCUCGCAAAUACAGUUCCACAAAUGGUCAUAAUGGGGCCUAUAUUGUGAUGGGCAGGUACGAACUGAAGUAUUUGGGGAUCAAAUUGUAUUCAUUUCACGGUGGGUCAUAAAAGAAGAGUGCAUUGUUGAGCUUGGUCUUCAUUUCUUCAUCACUGAACUGGAUCCAACCAUGUCAAUAGAUUCGACGACCGAUGGGUUCUCUUCUCGGGUACCCGACUGUGUGGCAGAAUCAUGCUUCGAAUACCAAGGCGUCAUUUUAUCAUAUAUCACGCCAAAGAGGGCGCUAGAUGCAGUUCGAAAUUCGAAAGUCAGGCCCGAUGAUUUCUACAUCGUCACAUAUCCCAAAUCAGGUACUACAUGGGCAGAGCAAUUAUGCCUACUGAUUAAGGGUGAUGGAGACAAUUCGAUAAUGGAGGGCUCCCAUAUCAGGAAGCUGGUUCCUUUCAUUGAGAUAUGUUUAGACCAUAGGAAUCCAGAGACGUCACCUUUGAAGAUGGAUGAAGUUGAAAAAAUGCCCUCUCCAAGGCUCCUCAGGACGCACUGUCUUCCAAAGUUCUUACCUUAUGACGUCAGCACUGAUGAUCCGAAAGCUAAGGUUCUUUACGUCGCCCGGAACCCUAAGGAUGCUGCCGUUUCUUACUACCACUUCUGUAACUAUGUUCCUCCGUUACCGUCUUAUCCAUCUUGGGAUGUCUUCUUUGAAGAAUUUCUCGCCGGGAGAGCUCCCCAAGGAUCUUGGUUUGAAAACGUGUUACCAUGGUGGAGGAGAAGAAAUCAUCCUAAUGUUCUCUUUCUCAAGUACGAAGAUAUGAAGAAGGAUCUCCCGAAAGCCGUCAAACAAAUCGCCGAAUUCAUGGGCAAAUCUUUUACCGAUGACGUCAUACAGAAGAUAGCGGAUGCAUCAACAUUCAAGGCGAUGAAAGAAAGCUCCUCAUCGAAUCCAGAUAUUCUGAUUAAAGGGCGCAUUGAUGAGGGCAACAAAUCCUUCAUGAGAAAAGGUAUUGUGGGAGACUGGAAGAAUUAUUUCUCAGACGAUCAAAACAAACGAUUCGAUGAGCUUUACAACAAGGAAAUGGCUGGCUCUGGCCUUGAGAUGGAUUUCGGGUCCCCGUAAACUUUUCUUUUCCAGCGAGGACACAAUACAGGGGCCACGGAACCGGGGGGGGGGGGGCUGGAUGGGCUUGAGCCCCCACUUUUACCCAAGCCGUGUACUUGGACGUAAAAUUGACCAUCGGAUUGUGAUUUUAUGCAUGGUGACCCCUCCCCCUUGAAAACCGUUCCACGGACCCCGAGCAGUCGAGUAAAUGAAGGACUUCAACAACAACAAAAAAACGAACUUUUUAUCAAAUCGAGUUCAAUAUCUCUAAAUGCUGACAUAUUUAUUGAAAUGAACAAGAUAAAGUAUUGUAGACAUUACGUAUCCAGUGCGGCUCUGUGGGGGCAGGGUUGCCCCCCCCCCCCCCUCAUCCUCCAUGAUUUUCAAGUGGUAAAAAAAAAAGUUAUUGCAAAGGGAUAGAAGAAAAAGAAGAGCGUCAACAAGAAAGGUCUGAGUCAUUUGUAUAGGCCUAUCCUCUUCUUUAUCUCUGUCAUUCAGUUGAGAAAAAUAUAUGACGUCACCAUUAUAGUUCGUUAAGCCCCACCAACAUCCCACCUAUCAAAAUACCCUGCCGCCAUCACCCACCUGUAUCUACGUUCUUCAAAGAUAUAAUCGGUGUUUAACAAUGUUUAACCCCGCCCCCCCCAAAAAAAAAAAAAAAAAAAAAAAAAGGGGGGGCACCAGGAAGAACUUCCUUUUUUACUUUAAAAAUGUCUUUCAAGGGAGGUUUUUAAAGGUUUUGUGAAAUUCAUUUUUUGUUAUUGUUGUCACCAAAAUAAAGAUUAAAUAUACAACAAUUCAU